UGAUUGGGGGUAAGGGCACAUUUGCAAAUUCAACUUCCUAUUGGUCCAACACAAACAUAACUAUAUAUAUAGAGAGAGAGAGACAGAGCAGGGACACAUCUCUAAAUUAAUAACAUUUAAGGAGGAGCAUGCCCAGAAGUUGCUUUGCAAUGGAGCAACCUCCACCAUGCAGCAACCACCACCACCAUACUUCCACCACCAAAGGAGGCACGCGCCACCCCGUGUACCGCGGCGUGCGAAAGCGACGCUGGGGAAAAUGGGUGUCCGAAAUCCGAGAACCCAAGAAGAAGACUCGAAUAUGGCUGGGAUCAUUCCCCGCACCCGAAAUGGCAGCCAGAGCCUACGACGUCGCUGCUUAUUGCUUGAAAGGCCACAGAGCUCAGCUCAAUUUCCCAGACGAAAUCGAGCAGUUCCCGCGUCCCUCCACCAGCACUGCAAGGGAUAAUGACUUUUGGGCGGAGAUUGAGCUGCCGGAGCUGAUGGGUCAUCAUAAUGAUCAUUACUUAUCUGAGGUAUGGUAUUGGAGUUGUACUUCUGAUCACUGUGGGGUGUUCUCUGGUGAUGCCACGUCGUUCCUGGACACUGCAAACCAAAUUCUUUAAUUAUAUAUACACUCUCCUAUAUAUAUUUGUUAAAUAUUUACAAGAACGUACAAUAAGGUUUUUGUAGUAGCUUGUAAUUAAUUAUUUAUGAUUAUUAUUAUUAUUACGUUGUUUUCCUUUGUUAUUACUUAGUGUACUUGUUGAUAAUUGAUUUCAAGAAAAGGAAACAAAAAAAGAAUAUUAUUGUGAGGAUGGCAAUGUUAAUUUGUUAUGUCUAUGU
Sesamum indicum (sesame) is the source of this 822-nucleotide messenger RNA. Lineage: Eukaryota; Viridiplantae; Streptophyta; Magnoliopsida; Lamiales; Pedaliaceae. The record is from RefSeq and is a predicted model, not a curated record.